AUGCUGUAUCCAUUAGUAGAGUCAGCUCUUCCAGAAGAUCUUAUAAAAGAGUGGGAACGAACACGUAGCAGAGUUGAAAAUAAAGUCAAGCCGAAUAUUUUGGGAAACUUGUUAGAAUUUCUUCGAUCUGAAGUCGAGAGUGAUGAGAGAUUACAACUUGCUCGAUCCGGUUUUGCGAAGGAUCAAGAGUUUCAAAGAAUUAAACCGAAAGAUAAAAUUCCUACGGCAGCUUGUAUUAAUCCAUCACCUGAAUUAGAUGCCAAAAUUCUCUUGUCACCAAGGAAUUCAUCUACAUUAUUGUUAACGGUAUUGGUGAAAAUCAUCAAUAAAGACAGAUCUUUAAUUAUCCGAGGAUUAUUCGAUACCGGUGCUCAAAGAUCUUUCAUAAAAAAGGAUAUUGUGGAUAAACUGGGAUUGGAACCAGUAGAUCAAGAAAUGUUAAGUCAUGGACUUUUGGGGGGCAGUGAAACUAAACAAAAGUCCCAUAAUGUGUAUAACAUUACAUUGCAAAGCUUGUGUUCAAAUUUCAGGCACAACAUUUCCGUUUUAGAUGAAAAGAAAAUAUGUGGUGCUAUUCCUCGUGUAAGUAAUCCUAACAUUUUUCCCAUUUUGAAGAGAAAAAAUAUAGAAUUAAGUGAUACAGGGGAAGCCACUCCUGAAAUAGAUUUAUUAAUAGGAGCAGAUUACCUUGGUGUAUUGCUGACGGGAUCAAUUGAACACAUUGAUAAAAAUUUAGUAGCCAUAAAAACAAAACUCGGAUGGACACUUCAAGGUAAACAAACGAAACAGUCAAAAUCUUUGGAGAAUAUUAUUUAUGUUGCCAAUUUAGAUUUGACGGAAUUAUGGAGUCUAGAUGCCAUCGGUAUACGAGAUCCUGUAGAAAUUAAAUCAAGGCAGGUAGCCGAUGAAGAAACAGUUGAAUUUUUCCGUAAAACUAUUAAGAGAAAUGAAGACAAGAGAUAUGAAGUAUGUUUGCCAUGGAAAAGUGGAUGUCCAGAGUUAGAAAGCAACAAAGAAUUAGCCACUAAGCGUUUGAUGUCAACUACAAAAACUCUUAUUCGAUCAGGACAUUUAAGCGAAUAUGAUGAUGUGUUUAAUGAGUGGAUUCGAGAGGGAAUUAUCGAAAUUGUAAAUAAAGAUAAGAAUAAAGGACAUUAUUUACCUCAUCAUCCUGUAAUAAAGACUGGAGAUACAACUACAAAGAUUCGCCCUGUUUUCGAUGCCUCAGCAAAAGACUCUAAAGGAAAUUAUAUUAAAAAGGCCUUCUUACAAAUCAGUUUGAACCCAAAGGAUAGAGAUUAUUUUAAGUUUUUAUGGUGGAAAGAUUUUUCAAGAAGAGAGGAAUUGAUCCCCCUGAGACAUUGUCGAGUGGUAUUUGGUGCUUCUCCUAGUCCAUUUUUACUUGAGGCGACGAUAGCUCAUCAUCUAGAGAAUGUCUCAGAUGGAAGGAAGGAAACAGCUCGUCAACUUCAAAAAUCCUUUUAUGUAGAUAACUGCAUACCUAGUUUAGAAACUAGAGAAGAGGCAGCCAAAUUUAUUUCUGAAGCUAAAGAACUAAUGUCUACAGCCAAAUUUGAUUUGCGAGGUUGGGUUACUUCUGCAGAAAUUGUAGAAGAAACAAAAAAGAGAUAUAUUCCAAUACUAGGACUUUCCUGGGAUACUGAAAAUGAUGAACUUUCUUGUAACAGUGCUAUUAAAAUUUCAGAAGAAAAUAUAACCAAACGAACAUUAUUAUCUAUUGCUCAACGAAUUUACGACCCAAUAGGAUUUACAAGUCCAACUGCUCUAAUUCCAAAGAUCAUUCUACAAAAACAUGGAAAAGAAAAAUUAAUUGGGAUGAUUGACGCCAGUGAAGCCUCUUAUGCUGCAUGUAUUUUUUUACGUGCUGAAUAUAAAGGGAAAGUUUCAGCUCAAUUAGUGGCAAGUAAGUCAAGAGUGUCACCAACAAAGGAAAUUACAAUUCCUCGAUUAGAACUGUUGGGAGCUCUUAUAUUAUCCCGAUUAUAUUGCCAAGUGACAGAUGGACUUGAGGUAAAUUUUAAUGAAGUAUACUUUUGGACUGACUCGACUGUUGUUUUAACUUGGAUUAAACGGGAUAGUUCUUGGAAUACAUUUGUAAGAAAUAGGAUAACUGAAAUAAGAAAAUAUACCAAUUCUGAUAACUGGCAUUUCGUGCCAGGUCAUAUGAAUCCAGCAGACCUUCCUUCAAGAGGUUGUGAUGCAAAGAUUUUAUUGAAGAGCAAGUGGUGGGAAGGUCCAGAAUGGUUAUCAAAGUCACAAGAAUACUGGCCUUUGAAUGAAAAACAAAUUAUUGAUGAAAAUUCAGUUGAAUAA
This is a messenger RNA of Argiope bruennichi, 2334 nucleotides long. RefSeq lists its product as uncharacterized. The coding region runs from base 1 to 2334 and encodes 777 amino acids. The transcript is spliced from 4 exons. The record is from RefSeq and is a predicted model, not a curated record. NCBI's taxonomy places the organism in Eukaryota, Metazoa, Arthropoda, Arachnida, Araneae, Araneidae.